AUGUCGCCAACCGAUGCUAGCCCACAGCAGCCGGGGCAAGACAGCAAGAAGGCCCUUCAACAUUCACCUGUGAUUAAACAAAACAGCUGCUCAAGACAACAGGUGGACUUGAAGUCCGUCGAAAACGUCACUUCCAAUGAAACAAAUGCAGACACCUUGCCAAGGACUCCAGCCCCAGUCCCAUACAGCGUCUUCACCAGAUGGCAGAAGCUCUAUCUCACCUACCUCUUGGGCUUCCUCACCCUCGCCUCAUCCUUGACAGCCAAUAUAUACCUACCAUUGAUCCUACUACUCGCCGAACAGUACCACACCUCGGCCCAGGCAAUCAACCUGACCAUCACUGUCUACGUCAUAUUCCAGGGCAUCUCAGCGUCAUUCUGGAGCCCCCUAUCCGACGUCUUCGGCCGCCGCCCCGUCUUCAUCCUCACCUUCGGUCUUUACACGGCCGCCAGCCUGGGCCUCGCCCUCUCCCAGGGCAGCUACACGGCGCUGAUCCUCCUACGCGCCACGCAAAGUGUUGGUGGCUCCGCGGUGCUGAGUCUGGCAUAUGGCGUCGUGGCCGAUCUGGUCACCUCCGCCGAGCGGGGCAGUAUGCUGGGACCGAUGCUAGCGAGUGGGAACCUGGGUCCAUGCAUUGGUCCCAUAAUUGGCGGUGGUGUUGUUAUGACAGGCCAGCCGGCGUGGUGCUUUUGGGCGCUGGUGAUAUUCGGAGGGAUCGCGCUAAUGCUAAUUUUGUGGACGAUGCCGGAGACCCGGAGGACUAUUGUCGGCAAUGGAUCUGUGCCAGCUUUGGGGAUAUGGCGAACCUGGUGGAGCCUUCUGGUUGACUGGCGGAGGAGCAAGACACCUGAAGCCGAGGAAGACUCGGAAAAGGGAAACAAUGUCCACUUAAGUGCUGGUGGCAGCUUUGAAGACACAACUCUGGGGGACAAGACCAGCAAGAAGAUCCAAGAGGACAUUUCAAAUGGAGUGGUGACCGAAGACCCCAACAAGAACGCCACUGGGAAAGGCAGGCUGAUCGUUCCAAACCCAUUCAUAUCACUCCGCCUGGUCUUCUACUGGGACACGUUUCUAGGGCUCUGGCUCGCAGCAAGCCCAUACGCAGUGUGGUACCUGAUUCAAGCCUCGAUCCCCGUCAUCUAUGGGAAGGAUCCUGGUGGUUACGGCUUCAAGGACAUCUACGUUGGCCUUUGCUACCUCACCGGCGGCUCAGGAGUUAUUGCAGGGGGCUUCAUCUGUGGGAAGAUGAUGGACAGGAACUACAAGCAUGUGGCAAAAAGGGCUGGCUUCUCCACCGACAAGAGCGACAACCACAACAUCCACGACUUCCCCAUCGAGGAGGCCCGCAGCCGCUUCUCGCUCCUCAUUCUGGCCUUUUCAGCCUGCGUCCUGGUCGGGUUUGCCUGGGCGGUACAGCUCAGGGUGCACCCUGCUGUGCCCCUGAUAUUGCAAUUCUAUCUCGGUGCAAAAUGCACAGUCUUGCAUCAGAAGCCUAGCACCAUUGCUGCAAGCAACAACAUCAUCCGGUGUGGGUUGUCUGCUGCUGUGGUUGCUGCCCUGAACCCUCUGGUGAGCGCUAUGGGAAGAGGUUGGUUCUUUACCAUGGUGGCUUUCUUGGAUGGUGGCCUAUGCAUGGUCUUUGUGGUCAUACUUCGGCGAUGGGGCAAGCAUUGGAGGAAUAAGAGAAACAAAAACAAAACCAUUUGCUCUCGUGCUGAUCGGUCCCCAGGCUGCGACCAUGGCGUCCUCCGACUUGGUAUCUCGUGCUCAUCCCUUCUCACCCCGGCAACGGCGAAGAGCAGCGACCAAGCAACUGGCCAUGCGAAAGAGAUUACUGGCGCCAAUGUCGCACAAGGCUCAAAGAGGCUGAAGGGAAAGGACCGAAAGGCUGCAAAGCAGCAGGCUGAAGCAGAUCGGGUGAUCACAGCCAGCAAUCGAAAGAAUGACGACAACGAGGAAGAGAUUGUUUACAGUGCCCUGGAGAUCAUGAGCCAAGCAACUCUGAUAUCAACAUAUAUUUCGACAUCCCCUUCGACUGUGUCUAGGCCACCACCAAGCGUGUAA
Messenger RNA from Diaporthe batatas, 2064 nucleotides. RefSeq lists its product as uncharacterized. Lineage: Eukaryota; Fungi; Ascomycota; Sordariomycetes; Diaporthales; Diaporthaceae. The record is from RefSeq and is a predicted model, not a curated record. Bases 1 to 2064 code for a protein of 687 amino acids. The transcript is spliced from 4 exons. Gene Ontology annotation, biological process: transmembrane transport. Gene Ontology annotation, molecular function: transmembrane transporter activity.